Molecule: messenger RNA, 1912 nt
Organism: Lytechinus variegatus (green sea urchin)
Lineage: Eukaryota; Metazoa; Echinodermata; Echinoidea; Temnopleuroida; Toxopneustidae
Gene: ccdc134
Product: coiled-coil domain-containing protein 134-like
Exons: 6
Coding region: 203-901 (232 amino acids)
Source: RefSeq, a predicted model, not a curated record
GAGUCAUUCACGUGUAUUGAUAAUUGAUAAAGAAUAUUCUGCUCGACGACGACGACGAGACGGGUAAAUGAUAAAAGAAUUUGUAGACGUGUCGUUUUUCAUCUACAACAACUACUUUUCUUCUUAACCAUCAACGACCAUUGAUCUUGACUUGAGUUAAAAAUUCCGAAUUUCACGGCCUCGAUUAUUGUAAAAGCGGAAAAUGAAGUUAAACGAAUACAUCGUAUUUUUGAGCACCAGUAUGUGGGCGGGUGCAUUUCUUCAGCUAGUCGAAGCGGGGGAACAGUCGGCGGGGAAACCUGCGGGAGGCAGUGGUGGUUCACGGGAUGAUUCAGAAGACCCAGACCUUGCCAAGUAUCGUGAGCUGUUCAUUGAGAGACGAAGCCAGCACAUGCCUGCUCUUCAGAGUCUGUUUGAAUCCUAUGAUUAUGAGAAGCAACAUAAGAUGGUUAUCAUGCUGUUAGAAAAGAUGGAAGAGAUGCUCGUUCAGUCAAGACUGUUUUUGAAUGAACAACAGUUUCAAAUUGGAGACAAAUUUCCUACAGAUCAAACUAUGAAAGACACAAUGUCUCUGAUCCUGGAAAAUGUAGCUUUUGUUUGCGACAUCGUACUGAGGUUACCAGAUAUCACAAACAAGAUACUCAGAAAGAAAAAAGAAUGGAACUCUAUUCUCAAGUGGGCUUUUGAGUUUGCUCAGAGUACUGGUUACUAUGACAACUCCCACCAAACACUGCUUCAUCUGGCAUCACAACAACUGAAUUUUAUUAAGAGGGAUGAGAAUUUUGUAAACCCAUACAGCAAAUUAAACCAACAGGAUAUGUUUGAUAUGCCAUCAAAACCUAAGAAGAAGGAGAAGAAACAGAAGAAGAGAGGUCCUAGGAUUAGUAAGAGUGAAUUAUAAUGAAGUAUGACAUUUCUCUGUUUAUUAAUCAUUUUCAUAAUUGGUUCAUUUUCUAGAAUGUGUUUUAUUGUGAUGGAUAUAAUCAGCUUUCCAUACAUUAAGUCAUAAUGAGUUUAAACUUUCAAAUAUAAGAGAACAAAUAUAAUUAUAAAAGAAAAACAGAUCGAGAAUUUAUAUGGAGCAGGUCAGUGGAGCUAGAAAGAAUGUUUGAAAUGUGAGAAUACUAAAUCACUGUAUCUUGAAUUGGCAAUAUGCUCAGUGGAUCGUGAUAUAAUCAAAGGAAAGUCCCAGUGUGUCACGUGUGAGGAUGACCACCUAUCUACAAAGACCACAGGAACGGUUCCUCUUUGAAUAGCAUUCCCCAUGGAAGCAUCUGUUACAGGAAUCUGUCUAUAAAGUCAACCUGCUCUCAAAGUUUUUUUAUUGAUUGGCAUCACUGUAUUAACAUUUACUCUAUCACUUUGGUACACUGAUCAGUAUAUCAUUAUUCUUCCUCUUCAGUCAUGUUCCAGUGUUAUGUGAAUAUCACAACUCGAUCAGAUUUUAUGUGUUAACAUAUAAUAAUGUUGUGCAAUGUUGCCUGUAUGGACAUAAUCAACAUUUCCUACAGGAAUGUACACUACUAUAUGAUGGUGACUAUAAUACUUAUGGUGUAAACAUUGAAAAACUGUUUUUUUCUUGAGGUCUGUAUCUGGAAAGAUGGUCACAGGCCUGGAUGGUCAUAUUUAAGAAUAAUUAUCUUUUGUAAAUCACAAAGUUUGUCAAAGUCAUUUUUUUUUCAAAAGAACUUAAGUUCACUACAAUUGCAGUAUUCUCCAUUCUAAGAUACCUUCUGUACUCCAUUCUAAUAUUGAGUUUGGUGUUUAAUGGAGUAUGAUACUAUAUACUUUAGGUUGCAGUGACCAUCUAGUGUAUGUUGAUUCAUUCUACAUGCCCAGGGGGCGCUUUAUAAAGCUGUUUGUAAGUUAAGAGCGACUUUAAGAAUGGCUGGUGAUCCUUUCUUGUGGUAAA